Molecule: messenger RNA, 1645 nt
Organism: Plodia interpunctella (Indianmeal moth)
Lineage: Eukaryota; Metazoa; Arthropoda; Insecta; Lepidoptera; Pyralidae
Exons: 2
Coding region: 38-1303 (421 amino acids)
Source: RefSeq, a predicted model, not a curated record
UAUACUAGUUAGUAUCUGUUUCAAUAAGUGAAGAAACAUGGCGGGAUUAAUAUUUGAAGGAGAAACUGAGAGCCUGGCGCCGCGUCAGCAAGAGUUUGUUUCUGGAGUGCUACAGAAAAGAGGGCUCAAAGCUGACAAAGUCACAAUAGCAACACUUGGGAAAGCCGGUGAUAAUUUUGCUGCAAAUGUCAAGAUGAUCAUUGCAAAACUCGAAAAUGGAGGGGAAUUCAAAAUGGUAGCAAAGAUCGCACCCACCAGUGAAAUGUUGCGAGCUACGAUGAGUACUGUUACAGUAUUUGGAAACGAGUCCUUCAUGUACAAUGACGUUCUUCCAAAGUUUCGUGAACUCCAUCGUGCUGCUGGCUUAUCCCCAGAGGAUACUUUCCGGUUUCCUGAAUGUUAUGGUGCUUUAAUGGAACCUUUUAAUGAAAUCAUACUUUUAGAGGAUCUCACAGAAUCAAAUUUCAAAAUGCUCGAUCGAUUUACUCCAUUGACGAAUGAAUGUAUUAAACUGAUCCUCAAAAACUUCGCAAUAUUCCAUUCUUUAUCUUUUGUGUUAAAAAACCAAGAGGUUGACACAUUCGAUUCAUACAAAAAUAGGUUUGGAGACAUUUUUACAAAGAUGUUGGAGAAUAAUGAUACAAAAAUAUUCUUUUCCUCUAUUGAAACUGACACGCUUGCGCUAAUGGAUAGUGACAGAUAUAGAAAUGCAGUGCGUGGUACUGUCUCUAAACUUCUGGAAAUUUCAACAAAAAUAUUCAAAAAUGAACUGACUUCCAGAUAUUCAGUUAUAACACAUGGCGACGCCUGGACUAAUAACGUAAUGUUUCGCAUCGAGGAUAACGUCACAUUGGACGCGGUUUUGAUCGAUUAUCAACUAUGCAAGGUUGUUAGUCCCGUUAAUGACUUACAAUACAUGAUCUUUAAUUGUACGGACUACGGUACAAGACGCAAGCAUUACUACGAAUGGUUAGACUAUUACCAUACGGAAUUAGAUAAUUCUCUAGCAAACUUUGAUCUGAAGGCCAAUUAUGUGUUCCCCAGAGAACAACUUGACGCUGAUCUGCGAAGGCACUCAAGAUUAUAUUUAGCUAUGAUAAUUAUGUCACAGUCAAUGUUAAUAAGAAAGAACGAAGAUGCCGCUCAAAUGAAAGAGGCGAUAAAAAAUUUAAAUUCUGAGGAUGUGGAGAAAAUAUCACAAUCUAUGCAAGUCUCCCAGUUGGACAGUGAAUCUGUUGCUCUUUUCAAAAAGAAGAUUGAAGAUUUGGUGGACAGCUUCCAUGAUUUUGGCUACCUCGAUUGACACGUCUAUAAUUUUAUGUAUUUAAAUUAAAUAAAGUAAAUCUUCUUAUCGAGUGUGUUAAAAAACAUAAUUUGUGACUAUCACUUAAUUUAUGUAUUUUCCACAACUUGCGGGUGUAGUAAUGAAUAAUAUAUAAACUAUAUAAUAAUCCCACUAAUAUUAUAAAGGUGAAAGUUUGUAUGUUCGUUAAUUAUGAAAUUUGAUAUAGUUAGGAGGUAGCUAAUACCUUACGAAAUCCAAACUAUAAACUGUGAACUAAGUUUUUAGGCCUUUCUCAUAGAUAAAUGGAGAUCAUCAUUUAUUUAUGCCAUCGUCUAAUGGCGGCUCCACACUAUCGUCAAA